This is a messenger RNA of Eucalyptus grandis, 444 nucleotides long. Its product is annotated as serine-aspartate repeat-containing protein I-like. The record is from RefSeq and is a predicted model, not a curated record. The transcript is spliced from 2 exons. Lineage: Eukaryota; Viridiplantae; Streptophyta; Magnoliopsida; Myrtales; Myrtaceae. The coding region runs from base 1 to 444 and encodes 147 amino acids.
AUGCCUCUGCUCUCUCCUCCGCUGGUUGCCUGCGAUGCCGAUGCCAACACCCUUUCCACCUCCACCGACGCCUCUGCUCUCUCUCCUCUGCUGGUUGCCCGCGAUGCGGACGCCGACGCUCUCUCUCCUCCGCUGGUUGCCCGUGACACUAACGCCGACACCCUUUCCCCCUCCGCCGACGCCUCUACUCUCUCUCCUCCGCUGGUUGCCCGCGACGCCGACGCCCUUCUGCCGGUUGCCUCCAUCGCCCCCGACUCCGACUCCGACGCCGAUGCCAACGCAGCCUCCGCCUCCGCCCUUGAACCCGAUUCUGACGCCGACGCCUCUUCGCCUCUGCCUCCGCCGCCCCCGACGCCGACGAUCCUUAAAGUUUCACUGAAGAAGCUGUGCCAUCGUUUUGAUGAAGAGAUACUUGAAAGUGCUAGGCAACCUUGGUCUACCUAG